GUCGGAUGGAAUAACCAAAAAUCAACUCUUAUCUCGUGUGUGUGUGAGAGUGAGAGAGAGAGACACAGACAGAGACAGAGAUGGGGAAAAGAAAGGGGCUAUCAGAGACCUCAGAAACCCUAAUUUCUAGAGGAAGAGGCGACGAUGAAAUGGUGGCUGAAGAAGAAAAAGGAGGGUUCUUUGCAUGCUAUCUGUUGACUUCUCUCAGCCCAAGGCACAAAGGCCACACUUACAUCGGAUUUACGGUGAAUCCACGCCGUCGAAUUAGACAGCAUAACGGCGAAAUUAGUUGUGGUGCUUGGAGGACAAAGACUAAGCGCCCAUGGGAAAUGGUUUUGUGCAUAUAUGGUUUCCCCACCAAUGUGUCUGCUCUUCAGUUUGAAUGGGCCUGGCAGCACCCACAUGAAUCAGUCGCGGUGAGAAAGGCAGCUGUAACUUUUAAAACCCUCUCCGGUAUUGCUAACAAGAUAAAACUGGCAUACACAAUGCUCACCCUUCCGUCAUGGCAGAGCCUGAACCUUAAGGUGAACUUUUUCUCGACAAAAUACAUGAAGCAUUCUGCUGGUUGCCCAAGCCUACCGGAUCAUAUGAAGGUCCAAUUUGGUUCAAUGGAUGAUCUUCCCUGCUAUUCGGGAAGCGAUUAUAAUGCAUAUGAAAAUGAAGAUGGCUGGGAUGAUGGUGAUAAAUUUGAAGGAACUGGUAUUGCAUGUGGAUUUACAGAAGAAAAAAUAACAGAUUUAACAGCUUCUAACUAUGCUGAUUAUCAGAAGAGAUUUGAAGAGACUACUUAUGAACAGAAUGGUGGACGGAUAGAAGACUUUGACACUGGACAGGCAAGCGACCCGCUUGUGUCAGAAGAUCACAGGCAGCCAGAUCGUGUCAGUAAUUUCCCCGCGCCUCUGUCAUCUGCAUUUGUUACUAGCACUUGUAGUGUAUUAGAGACAGUGGAAGAUGACGAUAUGCUUGGCCUUGUUGAGCAAAGUAGCGUUAAAGUGGAUCUGCCAACCACGAAGCAGCUAACAUCCAUAGCAGCUGCUGGUAAAGAUGAACAACCACCGAUCAAUCGUCACACAGUCCCUCAUAAAUCCGAGGUUAUAGAUUUGUCAUCGCCCUCUCCUGGCUACAGAAUUAGUUUCCGCAGCAAGAAGAUAAGAGUUUCAACUAUUUGUCCUGAGAUAGUUGACUUGACAUAAUCUCCAAUUUUGUUUAAUCUGUAGAAUGUUAGUAAGGCAAAAAAAUAAAAUACAAAACACUUGUCUGCUUUAUAAAUUGUUGUACAAUUGUUUUUAGGUUAGCC
Molecule: messenger RNA, 1297 nt
Organism: Cornus florida
Lineage: Eukaryota; Viridiplantae; Streptophyta; Magnoliopsida; Cornales; Cornaceae
Exons: 4
Coding region: 81-1193 (370 amino acids)
Biological process (GO): double-strand break repair via homologous recombination
Cellular component (GO): Slx1-Slx4 complex
Molecular function (GO): crossover junction DNA endonuclease activity; 5'-flap endonuclease activity
Source: RefSeq, a predicted model, not a curated record